Molecule: messenger RNA, 672 nt
Organism: Papaver somniferum (opium poppy)
Lineage: Eukaryota; Viridiplantae; Streptophyta; Magnoliopsida; Ranunculales; Papaveraceae
Product: prolyl 4-hydroxylase 1-like
Exons: 9
Coding region: 1-672 (223 amino acids)
Biological process (GO): peptidyl-proline hydroxylation to 4-hydroxy-L-proline
Cellular component (GO): endoplasmic reticulum
Molecular function (GO): iron ion binding; procollagen-proline 4-dioxygenase activity; L-ascorbic acid binding
Source: RefSeq, a predicted model, not a curated record
AUGGGUGGUGCUUCAGCUUUAUCCACGGGUUUCGAUGGGAUUGUCAAACCUGAGAUUAUCAGCUGGGCGCCGCGAAUCAUUGUCCUACAUGAUUUCUUAAGUUCUGAGGAAUGUGAUCACCUUAUAGAAAUUGCCAGGCCUCGCCUCCAGCCUACGAAGGUACAGGACGCAGAAACAGGCAAGAUAAUUAAGAGUGACAAUAGGACAAGUUUUGGUAAAUUUUUAAGCAAACAAGAGAGUAAGAAUCCUAUUGUACAGGCAAUUGAAAGACGAAUUUCAGUGUUCUCUCAAGUACCAGUAGAAAAUGGAGAGCCUAUGCAAGUUUUUAGGUAUGAAAAGAAUCAAUUCUUCAAGCUGCAUCACGACUACUUUUCUGACACUUCCAACUUGAAGCAAGGAGGUCAGCGAAUAGCAACAAUGCUCAUGUAUUUGAGCGACAAUGUGGAAGGAGGAGAAACUUACUUUCCCAUGGCUGGAACAGGAAAAUGUAGUUGUGCUGGGAAAAUGAAAAGGGGGUUGUCUGUGAAACCGAUUAAAGGAGAUGCAAUUCUUUUCUGGAGCAUGGGACUUGAUGGCAAGGAAGAUCCAAGAAGUAUACAUGCAGGAUGUGAAGUCUUAUCAGGAGAGAAAUGGUCUGCUACGAAAUGGAUGAGGCGAAAUAAACACAACUAA